This is a messenger RNA of Guyanagaster necrorhizus, 648 nucleotides long. RefSeq lists its product as uncharacterized. The transcript is spliced from 3 exons. The record is from RefSeq and is a predicted model, not a curated record. NCBI's taxonomy places the organism in Eukaryota, Fungi, Basidiomycota, Agaricomycetes, Agaricales, Physalacriaceae. Bases 241 to 612 code for a protein of 123 amino acids.
AGAUUUUUCAUCCACUUACAAGGGUACACCGCAAAUGAAAUCCUUCAGGCUCAUUAAUGUCGCACUGAUGUUUCCACCUCAACUCUCAUAGCCUUAUGUCACCAUGGCACUAUAUGAUUCAUUCUAUUCCUGAGUGCCAGACUGCCAGGCCAACUACUCAUGGCGAGAUGUAGCAUAAUCUCUAUAGUAGCGGAUAGUUGAGCCGUUUCUCGCAGGUUUAUCCUUGGCCACAGCCUACACAUGACGAGUAAACCCGUGGCUGUUAUCGCAGGCCUUGGUUCAGGUACUGGCACUGGCGCAGCAACAGAUCGUUUCUUCGCUAAAGAAGGCUAUGCUAUCGCUCUCAUAGCUCGCCGUGCUGAUUCUCUCAAAGCCCUCUCGGAUGAGAUCAAUGCUGCCAGCGGGACCGACGAGAAGAGCAAGAGAGGGUCCUUGAUCUUCACAGGAGCUACGGCGAGCAUCAGAGGGAACGUCACCACCAGCGUGUUCUCCGCUGGGAAACACGCUUUGAGGGCGUUGUCGCAGAGUCUGGCGAAAGAGUUCGGCAAGCAGAAUAUCCAUGUGUCCCACGUAAAGCACUGUCUCCUUUCCUGUAGCCGGUUGUGUUGUUGAGGCUGAAUGUAUGACAUAAGCAAUCAUCAAUGGGAG